AGCACUCUGAACACGCGCAUGUCAGAACAGCACGCGAAUGAAAUGUUUUACCGGCAAGGAUUUAAACUAAAGCACACUCAAAUAAUCUACUUUUCUGAUUGCGAAUAAGUGCAGUGUCUCGUGAGUGUAACUCUACCGCUGAAUCAACAUUUGAUGUGACUGUUUCUCGCGAGUUGCAGUUGCAGCUGGAGCCAGGAGACAUAGUAAACGCAUUGCUUGAGGUAGAUGUUGUUUUGUCCAAAUCAGAUGAAAUGGCUCUGCAUCAGCAACUGCCGUUUUUCAACCCGAAUGUCCCAUUCGCAAUUCCGAUCCAGGGAGGAUUGCUGGAGGGAAUGAGUAUUACUGUAUGUGGACGAGUUUUGCCAAAUGCUGACAGAUUCGAGGUCGACCUCUUCUAUGGGCCUGAUAUUAUUCUGCAUUUUAGCCCUCGCUAUGAUGGAGGAUCUGGGUACAUCAGGCACAACACCUUUAAGAAUGGUGCCUGGGGUGAUGAAGUCAAGUACGAAACUCCCUUCCCGAGAGGCCAUUUGUUUGCUCUGCAGAUCCUCGUCACCCAGGGCUCAUACAAGAUAAGUACCAACGGGAAACCCUUCUCAGAGUAUGAGCACCGAAUGCCGUUCUCCUGGGUGGACAAAGUCUGCGUGGUUGGAAAGGUGGAACUGAGUUUAGUUGCCUUCCAGCAUCUUGCGCCCCAUUAUGCUGCAGCUCCAGGAUCUUUUAUGGUCCCAUACAAAAGCAUCAUCUAUGGUGGAGUACAGCCUGGCAAAGUCAUCAUCAUCCAAGGAGUCAUAAGCCCACAAGCAAAAAGUGUAGAGAUUUGCCUACGGUACAAAACUGGAAUUGCGUUUGACAUCCAUAUUUAUUUUGAUUUGAAUGUGGUUAUGAACAACACUUAUAUGGAUGGAAAGUGGGGUAAUGAGGAACCAUCAGAUCUAACGCUGUUUAAAACAGGGGAACCGCUGCAGGUCACCAUUUUCUGCAGUCGUGAAAAUUAUGAGGUGUUCAUUAAUGGUGAAAAAGCUCACACUUACAGACAUCGCUACAGUAUUCUGGACGAGAUUGAUGUUUUAGACAUUCGUGGAGAUGUGCAUUUGACCUUUGUGCAGCACUAACAAGGAUUUUAUCCAGGUCUAUGAGAAAUACAUGGUCGAAUGCUGAUGAUUUGAUGAUGAUUAUUGAAAUGAAGUAAAAAAAAAGAAGAUAAACACAGACUGUUCCACUUGGAUGUAUCCAACUCAGUCCUGUUAUUUGUGUGAAUGUUUUUAGUGAAAAACAAUUUGCUACAUUUGCAUGAGCAAAUUAAUAUACCUGUGAGAAACCGAGAUGUUCGAUAAUAUAUCUACACUUACUGUACAAUGUAAAGGAUGUGAAGUAAAGGAAAUAUCUGGUUUACUUUACAUAUUAGGCCUUCAACAAAACUUAAUAUCACAGAGCUAAUGGGAUUCUAGUUUGUGUGAGAUGGUCAUGAGGUGUGUUUACAGUUUUACAGUAAGUUGCAUUUUGAAAUAUAGCUGCAAGCAGCAGUUAAGGGGCCAAGCACAACAGAAGCAAGCAAGCAUCAGACCAACUGUAGCAAUGAGUAAUUUAAUCCAUUUUAAGGUCAUUUUAGUCAAAAUGGCUGAAAAAUCAUAAAUACAACCACUAGUAAUAUGAUUUAACGGUUUAUCACUGUCGACCAGUAGGUGGCCCUGUUAUCAAAUUGAUGUGGUAUUUUCUGUGUGAGAUGAUAAUGGCACACACAAAGUUUGGUGUCAAUAUGUCAAAACUUUGCAGAGAUACACCAUCAGAUGCAGUUUGGCAUCAUGCCUCAAAUUUGUUGUGGCGCUAUACAAAAACGAUUUUGUCUAUCAACACAAAAUUCAACUUUUUGUCAGCACAGUCUGAAGAUGAUCUGCCUAGAUUUUGGUGAAAAUUGUAGCAACGAUCGAGGAGGAGUUAAAAAAAGUAGAUUUUCAACAUAAAUAAAAAUGGCGGACAGGAAGUUCGACCGACUAUGGCAAAAUAGGUAUCUAUUUUUUCGGCAUGACCCAAGGAAUA
Onychostoma macrolepis is the source of this 2037-nucleotide messenger RNA. RefSeq names its product galectin-9-like. Gene Ontology annotation, biological process: positive regulation of gene expression; negative regulation of CD4-positive, alpha-beta T cell proliferation; negative regulation of type II interferon production. Gene Ontology annotation, molecular function: galactoside binding; carbohydrate binding. The coding region runs from base 252 to 1112 and encodes 286 amino acids. Gene Ontology annotation, cellular component: cytosol; nucleus. The transcript is spliced from 9 exons. The record is from RefSeq and is a predicted model, not a curated record. NCBI's taxonomy places the organism in Eukaryota, Metazoa, Chordata, Actinopteri, Cypriniformes, Cyprinidae.